This is a messenger RNA of Lathyrus oleraceus (garden pea), 1571 nucleotides long. RefSeq lists its product as uncharacterized. The transcript has 4 exons. Bases 662 to 1570 code for a protein of 302 amino acids. NCBI's taxonomy places the organism in Eukaryota, Viridiplantae, Streptophyta, Magnoliopsida, Fabales, Fabaceae. The record is from RefSeq and is a predicted model, not a curated record.
CUUCAAUCCACGAAUUCACAUUGCGUCCAACAAAAAUCGAAAUCAACGAUAUCAAAUCGCGACGGUGUCAUGGAAUUGAGCCUAAACGAAAAGCAGGGAGGAGUAGAGUUUACCGGUUUCGACGCGGCUUGCAAGAACAGCCGUGAGGAUUCCUGCCAAGAAAACUUCUGUCGAAGCGUCACCAAGUGCUGCUAAGAAACAUUCGACAAAGGUAAGUCGAAAACCCCCAACAGUCCAAAAGAGAAAGAGUGAAGAGGAGAAAGAAGAGGAUAAAGUUCCUAAUGAAGAAUCUGGUGAAGAAUCUCCAGAGCUAAUCCCCCCUCCUCCUCAGAAGAAGAAAAUCACGAAGGUCUCUUCCCAAAGAUCCAUUGUUAAAUCAACUAGGAAGGAUUCUGCAAGUACUCCCACUGCUAACCUUCAGUCGAAGGAUACGGAGAGCGGGAAAUCUAGCUUUAACAUUGAGAUUCCUGAGGAACAAGUGGCUGUCGAAAGAACUCCUAAGAAACUUCUGGAAGAAACAGUCCAAGAAGAAGAUAUCCCCCCAAGUGAUCAUGACAGGCAAACUGUAGCAGAAUUCGACGCUACAAUAGGUGAAGCUUCUGAAGAAGAAUCUCCUCCUCAUCCAGGAUUAGAUGCUGCAACUCAAGGUGAUGAUACUGACAUGGAAGCUGGGGUCGAAGAUGAUCAUGAAGACGAAACUGCCAAAGAUGGGGGUGACCAGUCGAAACAACCAGAGGCUGAGCAAACUUUAGAGCGAAACACUCCACCUGCUCCUGACCAGACCCAAGGAAGUGGUAAAUCAACUGGUUCGACUAGUUUCUCUCGCAAGGAGCUUGAAAGUCUCAAAGUGCAGAAACCCUUAGAGUAUCUGAAGGCUAUGCUUAGUGCUCGUUUUAAUUUCCAAGAUUCUUCGCAGAGCAGUUCGACUACUUCUGGGGCCACUUCUGAAGCACCAUCACUUGGCAACAUCUUGACCAAGAUUAAAACGAAAAUCCUUGAUGUUGAUUUGUUCAAAAUUUUGGAAGAAAACGCCCUUGCUCACCUUGAACUUAAGAAAAUUUUGAAACAAGUAAACGUCUUGGAAGCUUCUGUUGAGGUUGGAAGUUUUGUGAUGGAGCUGAUGACCCUUAUUGACUUGGCGACUGCAGACCUUCAUCGUCAAAGAGAUCUUACCCAUCAAAUCUCCUCAAAAUCUGAAACUCAAACUGCUGAAUGGGAUGCUGUUGCGACUUCGACUGACAAAGUUUCAAAGUUGCAACAGCUUUCUGAGACUUACGUCAAAGAAGUUGCUGCUUGUGAUGACAAUAUCCAAAAAUGGGAGAAACAGAUAGCAGCACUUCAAGAAAAGAUCUCCCAAGAGAAAAAACGUAAAGCAUCCAUACAACAACCUAAGCAGAACGAGAUUGACGAGGAACUGAGGGUGGGUAUUCGACAUGCAGAGAAGGCCCAUCAACUUAGUCAAGAGAUUGAGACUCUCUCUACUCACAAAAGUCUUUGUGAUCAUCGACUCCAGUUUCAGAGGAAGAAAUUCGCCACGUUGAAGGAAACUUUUGCCAGUAUUAAUUUGUAGU